Tetrahymena thermophila SB210 is the source of this 1137-nucleotide messenger RNA. Its product is annotated as transmembrane protein, putative. Lineage: Eukaryota; Ciliophora; Oligohymenophorea; Hymenostomatida; Tetrahymenidae. The transcript has a single exon. The record is from RefSeq and is a predicted model, not a curated record.
AUGAGCGAACAAGAGGAAAGUAAUACUAUCUUAGAGAGAAAAAAUUAAGCUUUUUAUAAGGAUGAAGAAUAAAAUGAUUUAAUACAAGGCAAUCUUAAAUAGUAACCUGUAGAUAAAAAUACUGAAGUUUAGAUGAAAGGCAACAAUUUAAUGAAUAAAAUACUCAUUUUAAUUUCAGUGAUAGUCCUUUUUUGUUUGAUUAACUAUUUAUUUAUUCAUAAUAAAUUCUACUUCAAAGAUACAAAAAAAUUGUAAUAAGCUUUUCAAUGCUCAAAAAAAACGUAUUUUUAUCUUAGCAUGUGUCUGUCUAAGUGUCCUCAUAAUUUUAUAGCAGAUCCAAAAAAUAAUAUUUGUUUACCAUCUAAAAUGGAUCAAAAAUAAAUCAAUAUAACCAGAUUAGAUUAAUAAACGAAUUUCACUCAAGUUGAGAUAUUUUCUAAAGAUUUCACUCAAAAUAUUCUUGAAGAUACAUUUAAUGAUAAGCUAACUGGAAUUAUAUUCUUUAAUGAUUUUAUAAAUGAUGAUUUCACUUUCCUUUUUCAAAAAAUAAAAGUUAGUAAAUUAUAAAACUUUUUAUCUCAAAUAAAUGGAGCAAUAAUAACUUUUUCAGGAGCAAAUUCACUAUAUCUUUAAAAUGAAGAGUAGAUAAAUUAACAAAUUAAAUAAUUAUAAGAUAAGUUUCCUUAAAUUAGCUCUUGGUAUAUUGUAGGAUUUGGUUUUUCAGGUUCAUUUAAUGGUUUAAAGUAUUUUAUGUAUAAUUUAGAUAUGUUUAAAGGUAUAUUUAUUUAAGAUCCAAUCGAAGAUUUAGGUGAAAUUAAAGAACUCCUAGAAAAUAUAAAAAAGUAGUAGAAAUAAACAGGAACUUAACAAAUAUAAAGUAUUUCAGCUGAUAUAGAGAGCCAUUUUAUAGACUUGUAGCAAAAAUAAGUAUUUAUUUUUAAAAAUACUUUUUAUAAAGAUAUUUAGACACCUGUUUUAGAUAGAUUAGCAAGAAAAAAUCUUACUUAACUUUCAUAUUUUAAAAAUAUUUAAAAUGAUAAUGACUCUGCUAUAAAAUAUUUUACAGACGAAGUGUUUUCAAUUAUAGAAUAGUAAAUAAACACCUAAAAAAAAGAAAUAUAUAAUGGCAUAAAUUGA